UGUGUUAUUAUCCGUGUGUUUACUUAACGUUUAUGGAUCACACCGCAUGCGACGGUCGAGAUGAGAAAGGUGUUGGUGUCAAUAUUUUGAGUAAAAAAUAUUGUCAAAAAAUGAUAAUAAGUUUUAAGAAAUAUGAAUCAAAUAUAUGUACAAUUUUUUUUCAAUCUGCUGCUGUCAAUAUUAAACAUUACAUUUGAUCUGUACAUUCGUGUUUAUGUUUGCGCAAUUACGGAUUUGGCAUAGCAGCGCCCCCUGAUGACAGAAAGAUUCUCAUUAUUUUCAUGCCGCGGGGUAAGCAAUAUGAUAGCAGUUGAAAAUUGACAGCUAAAAUUAAGUUAACCUUUAAAUGUAGAUUUAGUGCAUUAUAAUAUGUCUCAAGAUAGAGGACAUUUCAAAAGUAGGAAGGGAUAUGGAAACUACAAAAAUAAAAAUAAAGUAAACGUUGGAGAUAUAGGUAGACAGGUGGCAGAAAGUUUAAAUGAAAACAGUUUAGUAAUACAACAGUUUCGUAAGUACGCUGCAGAAUUAGAUGCAAAGCAUGACAAGUAUGAAAAAAUAGUGAAAGUUAGUCGAGAUAUCACAAUUGAAAGCAAACGAAUUAUUUUCUUACUCCAUACUCUUGACAAAGAAAGUAAAAGAGACACUAUACUGAGUGAAGCAGAGAAAAGAUUGAGUAGUCUUAUUGAAGUGAUGUUUAAAAAAGUAGCAUUAGAAUUAGAAGGAGAAGAUCCCUACAUGUACUUGCGAGCUUAUCGUGCAGGCUUUCAAGAAUUUAUUGAGGCUUUAACAUUUUUCUGGUAUUUAAAAGAUAAAUCACUUCAUGGUUGGGUAAAAGUAGAAGAUUCAAUGAAAUAUACAAUUAAAGAUCUAAUCCCAAAUUCAACUGAUGAUAAGAAAGACAAUCAAGAAUGUGAUAUUGAUGCAAAUAUUCAAGAAAGUGAUAAUAAAUCAGGCAUUCAAGAAAGUAUUAAUGAUACAAGUAUUGAAAGACAGGUACAGGUUCUAGUAUCACCAGUAGAGUAUAUUUUGGGAAUAGCUGAUCUCACAGGAGAACUGAUGCGAAAAUGUAUAAAUAAUUUAGCAACUGGUGACAUUGACAAUUGUUUUGAAACAUGUAAUUUUGUUAGGAAAAUGUAUACAGGCUUCUUAGGAUGUUCUGGUGCUGGAAGAGAAGUAAGCAGAAAAUUAUAUACUUUAAAACAAAGUUUAACUAAAAUGGAAAAUGUGUGUUACACAAUUAAAGUGAGAGGUUCUGAAGUUCCAAAACAUAUGUUAGCAGAUGUAGCUGUAAUGAGUUGCACAGGUGAUACAUCAUUAGAUGAUGAUGAGGGUUAUCAAGUGAAUUAAGUAUAAUUUGUAAGAUUUCAUAUUUAUAUUAUAAAAAUAUAUCCUUAUCUGAAAAAUUUUUGUAUAAUUCUAUAUUGUAUUUUACUAAGUUCCUAGUUAUUUUUAGUUUUUUUCUUUUUC
Phymastichus coffea is the source of this 1467-nucleotide messenger RNA. It is a transcript of the gene Trax, whose product is annotated as translin-associated protein X. The transcript is spliced from 2 exons. Gene Ontology annotation, cellular component: cytoplasm; nucleus. The record is from RefSeq and is a predicted model, not a curated record. Gene Ontology annotation, molecular function: RNA binding; RNA endonuclease activity; sequence-specific DNA binding. NCBI's taxonomy places the organism in Eukaryota, Metazoa, Arthropoda, Insecta, Hymenoptera, Eulophidae. The coding region runs from base 370 to 1347 and encodes 325 amino acids.